This is a messenger RNA of Striga asiatica, 321 nucleotides long. The record is from the annotation of a GenBank genome assembly. NCBI's taxonomy places the organism in Eukaryota, Viridiplantae, Streptophyta, Magnoliopsida, Lamiales, Orobanchaceae.
AUGGCUAGUGCUAGCAAGUCUCUCACUCUCUCUCAAGUAUCAAGUAUCAAAAAUAACGACAAACCUCUCGGCGGGCCCCACGACACGUUGACCAGCCUCCCACGCUAUCCGGUGGAUAGUACUGCCUGUUAUGUCCUCCAAUGGCAUAAGUCUAUUUGCCUGCACGGAAAGCUUCUCGAUCCCCAAACCCGCCAAGCCCCGAAGCACAUCCAUCACGUUGCAACCCAUCUCCACCGGCACCACCACAGGACUCGACACCUGCAUGACAAGGCUCCCUCCAUUCCUGCCGUUCGGAAAAAACCCAGGACUCAUCGAGCGUAA